CAUUGUGGUCAAUAUUACACAACCAGUAAUCGAAAAGUCUCACCCCGGUUCGUUCCGUGGUUCCGAGUCAUCGUAUAUCCAAUUCGGCAUUAACCAGCAACACAUCCGCGAUGGCCGAGGCUAACCAGUCAAUCGUGAAGAAACUCGGCCUGAAGCCGUUGACCAAGGAGAACAUCCUGUACUACUAUUUUCCGCUGCAAAGUAUGGUCAGCUAUGCGGCUCUCUCGGUAAACGUCAUGAACCCAUCAAUCGCCAUCAGAUUGCUACCCAAGCGGGACGUCACAAACUUCCUGCUCGUCCACACCUUGUUCGGGACGACACUGUACUUCUACAGUCGCCCGCACUUGGCUGCCGUUCCGGCGCAGCGUCGUGCCGCCUAUAGCUUUUGCGGAGCGGUUCUGUUCAGCUUCGGUUCGGUGCUGGUUUGGGCCGUGUUGCGAAGUGCCAUCCCAAGGAACCAGGGUCUGGCCACGGCACUGGGGCUGUCGUCCGGCGUGGUGAUGGCGAAGCUGGCGUACGAUUACUUGGACAGCAACGAUAAGCAGUUAGUGGCCAAGAAUUAAGGCUUACGGUUCUUAAAAGGUAACCGAGGAAAUAAUUUCGGAGGUGCAUGUUUGAUUGUAAUGUUCAUUUAUUUUUUUUUCAACAUCAUUUAGAAAGUUUUAUUCAUUAAAAGAUUGUUAGAUGGAAUAAAGAUUGUUUGAUUCAAUUCUACGCUACAUAA
Molecule: messenger RNA, 724 nt
Organism: Ochlerotatus camptorhynchus
Lineage: Eukaryota; Metazoa; Arthropoda; Insecta; Diptera; Culicidae
Exons: 2
Coding region: 111-563 (150 amino acids)
Source: RefSeq, a predicted model, not a curated record